CUAAGAGUGAGUUAGAUGAUAUAGAUCUAUAUAUAUAUAUAUAUACUAAAUUAUGCUUACUUAAUUGGAUGGACUUAGUGUUGGAUUGUCUGAAUUGGCAUAAAAUUUAUUGAUUUGGUGCUUUCUAAAUAGACAAUCUUAGUCUUAGUUAGUUCACUUUUGCUAGUUUCUGGCCAUCUAUAAAUUGUUUCCAGUUCCAUGAUUACUCUUUGAAGAUUCCUUUAUUUGAGGCAGUCAUGCUUCUAUAGUCUUCAUUAUACUCUGUGAGUGUUGAACAGGCCCGGAUCUGUACAAUAUCAUAUAUAGAUGUGUCUCCUCUAACACUUUCUUUGUGUAGGGCGUAUCUAUAUUAGCAUGCCAGAGUAUAUUAUGCUAAACAUAUUGGAGCCAGGAUACAGUCUUGCUUCACACUAUUUGUGAUAGUGUUAAGAACUAAAAGAGUUGCCAUGGUCCAUCAGCACUAUGGAACAACCAAUCACAGAACAGAGUAAUCCUCUUUCCAGCAAUAUAGAUGUUGCUUCAUCAGAAGAAAUAGUUCAGAUUUUGUAUGCUUGUGAUCUAGAGAUCUUUCAUGGAUGGAAGAAUAGCCAGGGCAUCAAAGACAAAGGAUUGAUAGAUAAAAUAGAAAAUUUGGCUAAAAAAAUCUCUAAUGUCAUUGAGAAACCUGGUGGAGGUAUAGUCAUUAGUGGUUGUGGCACAUCAGGAAGGAUUGCUUUUCUAACAGCAAGGACAUUCAACUGUUACUUGAAGUCAAAAGGCAAAGAAGAAUGUUUCCAGUACAUAAUAGCUGGAGAUGACAAGGCAUUAUUUACCUCCAUUGAACUAGCAGAAGAUGACCCAGUUGUUGGUGCAGAAAAAUUAAAUCAGGUCUGUAAGGAGAAAGCCAGCGUUGUUUAUAUUGGUGUUACCUGUGGUCUGUCGGCUCCAUUUGUGGCAGGUCAGCUCGACCUUUGUUUGUCCCAGCCAGAGAAGUACACACCUGUAUUGAUUGGAUUUAACCCUGUAGAGUUGGCAAGAAAUCUUGAUAUUGAAAAAUGGGAUAAAACUUUCUUGCAAGUUGCUCAAAAUUUAGAAAUUGCAGAGAAACAACAAAAAGCUUUCAUUUUAAAUCCUGUUAUUGGGCCUGAGCCUAUCACAGGCUCUUCAAGAAUGAAGUCAGGAACCACAACAAGAAUUCUAUUGGAAGUGUUAUCUCUCUUUGCUAUUCAGAAAGACAUUAAACUAAGUAUUGAAGAGCUCAUGUCCAUGUAUGAAUCAGUCUGUAACUGUGUGUAUAAACAGUCCCAUCACCUUGGUUCACUCAUAGAUUUAGCUGGUGCAAGUUUGAAUUCUGGUGGGAAUAUCUAUUACCUGGGCUGUGAAGGCUUUGGUCUAAUGGCCAUGAUUGAUGCAUCUGAGUGUCCACCUACCUAUGGUGCAUCUUUUCAUGAUAUUCGUGGUUUUGUGACUGGAGGAUUUUCUGCUUUAAACAAUAAUGAUGGUGACCUAUCGAAUUUGGGUUCACAGUAUCAAAUCUCUGUGGAAGACUUUGAAAGGGAAAUUCUGCCUGCCAUCACGUCAGAUGAUCUAGUCGUGCUCCUUGGUGAAGAUAUUUUCCAAAGAAGUAGUAAGUCAUUAUUAGAUCUACCUUGCAAGAAGGCCUAUGUAACAUUCCAGUGGGAUCAGACAAGCACUAGUUCAACAUGUGUGGAGUUUGGUCUGGCCUUAAGCAUAGCUCUGAAUGCUCCUCUGGUGGACAGGAUCUCCCCAGAUUGUAAAUUUCUAGUCAUGCAGCUGCUGGAAGAAGUCUCCCUCAAGUGGGUGGUCAACAGCCUGUCCACUGGUGCCCACAUCCUGAAGGGUAAAGUCUGCCAGAACAUGAUGAUUGAUGUGAAGGUCAGCAAUAGUAAACUGUUUCAUAGAGCUGUGGGGAUAGUCCAGAAUUAUAGUAGUCUCAGCCAUGAGGAGAGCUGCCACUGCUUGCUGAAGUCAAUCUAUGACACUGACAUACUGACAGAGGAGCAGACGUCCGCCCCUGUAGUCAGUCACAUCAAUGCUGCCUCUCAAAAGCUUAUGGUUGUGCCUGUUGCUAUUUUGAUUGCUAAACUUUCUUGUUCAAUCAAGUCUGCUAAAGAAAUGAUCUCAUGUCAGCCUGUGUUGCGUAAAGUGUUGAUCCAGAAAGACUGUUCUGCGUAACUUGUUGGACGACCUAAUUGAACUGAUCCAGCAUCUGACUAUUGCAGCAUAAAUCAUAUGCUUUCAUUUUACAAUUAAUUAUUCUGUUUACACUCCUCAGGGUUGUUAAUUUAUAUGUGUUUUUUUUAAUCAAUAUGUUAUGAAAUCAGAAUGUUACUUUUUUUUUUCUUUACAUUAAAUCUUGCCUAUGAUAUGAUAUUAAUACACAUAAUAACACAACACUCUAUAACAAGGGUAAGUCAGAAAAAUUAAAAAUUAACUUGAGCUGUUGCUUAGCAUAGGAUUUAGUCUGUUUAAACAUUGCCAGAUGUAUCUGUGUUCAUUUUUUUCUUUUUUAAAGAGUGAUAUGUUAAUGUGUGUAUUAAUUUCAAUUACCUAUGUAUUACCCAGUUUUUGUCUGCUUUAUAUUUUUUUCAGAUUUCGCAGGCAACAGUGAUGCCAAUUAAUCAAAACUUUGAUGAUGAAAUAAGCAGAGGCUCCACGUCUAAAUCCUAGUGGAGAAAUUUAACCAGCUUAAAUGUCUUUUGACAUCAGUUGGCUAAAGAGUAUGGUUAUGUUACAGUGCUGGUCACAGCCCCCUCCCCUGUAUGUUACAGUGCUGGUCACAGUUCCCUGCAUGUUACAGUGCUGGUCACAGUUCCUCCUCCAUAAAGUUUCAACCAAAGAAAAAGGAGAAUUUUACCUCUCCCAUCAAGGCACUCUUCUUGAAUGGCCAACGUAACACCCCUUCAUAUACAUUCAUAGCAUUAUUUACAUACUGUGAUUUUGAAGCUUAUUUUUCAGGUGUAUAACAAGUGUAUUUUAUUUUGUGUCAGGACAAUGAUUAUCGUAAUUAUCUCAAUCCUAUACUGGUAUCUGCUAAUAUUUAUGACAGUUAUUUGUUUGUAAAUCCAUGACAGACAUCAUACAUCUAAACAAAAUGAAAAGGAGUUUGGUGAAAUCUUAAUACAGAGGUGAAUAUCUUGUUUAUCUAACUGGAUGGUCCAAUGACACAAACAUGCUUCAAGCUACAUGAUUGAAGCUACAUGAUUAGAUGUGCUAUUUAACGCAACAUUAAAAUGUUAUCACUUCAUACACACACACAUGUUCAGGGUAAAGUCUGCAUCUUAUGGUGUGAAAAAUAUAGUCAUUUCUAUUAAUUAUAAUAGAUGUCAAUUUUUUAAAUGGCUAAUUUGCCCCCAAAAAAGUCACAAUGGACAUUUGUAAUAAAUAAUUGAAAACUUGAGAAACUGAUGUUAAUAUUUUUUGUGUGUGUGUGAGUGUUUUGAGUUCAAAAGUAAAUCAAAUUUUAAUAAUCUAGUCUGAAAAUUUGCCUUUUUGCUUAGAUAUAUAAUGAUAAUUGAUUUAUUCUGUGAUUUAAUUUGUCUAUUGGAGUUUUAUGUGCAUAGGCAGAUAAAAUGUUUUUUUUUCUUACAUUGUUAAUGCUGAGGAUGGCCAGUUGUGAUUUUUGUAGCUUUAUUCAACCCUGUAUUUUUUGUAGCAUUAUUAAAUUCUUUGUCUAUACAUAAUUUUUAAUAUUUGAGUUAAAAAGAUAAUUUCAAUCAGAUUUUGUAUAAAAAAUAAUAAUUUAUUCCAGAUUUUUUAUGCAUUUGUUUUCUACUUAAGUGCUUCAUUUAUGCAGCUUGUGAUAUUUUUUGUCGGCCUAAUUUGACAGUGUAAUCCAAAUGUGUACUGUGAUAAUUACUAGAAUAAUUUUUAAAAUGAUUUAUACCCAAAGUUUGUUCUAAACUUAAUUUUUUAAUACAAUUAAUUUAGUUUCUUUUUUUUUCUGAAUGUUUUUUUUUUUUUAUAAAUUAAACCAUUUCUUAAGCUAUUCAUUAACUCAAGUGUUUCUAAAUGGCACAUUUCUCGUUCCAUAUGCUAGGACAAAUUUGUACAAAUGCUAAAUUCUUCCCUAGUGCUAUUAGAGCAUGGAAUGGGUUUCAUGAUCCAGCCAGGAAAACCAGUGACUUGGCAGAAUUUAAGUCAUUGGUUAAUAUACAUGACUAGAUGCAUGACACGUAGGACAUAAUCAUCUUCUUGUUUGAAGUAACGUCUGUAUUUUAUAAGAUGAGAUGAAGAAAAAAUGUACCUGUAAAUUAUAAAAUACCAGUUAAUUUGUAAUUACAAACCAUUGUUUACCUAUUCCUGCCUUGUAGUAAAUGGUGGAAUGUUGGGUCAGCCAGCUUUCUAGAAAGUGCUAUGUUAGGUGACUUAAAAUUCACUAAACAGCUGGAUGGUGCUUUUUUUUUUCUUAAACUAUGUAUUGAAGAAGAAAGAAUAUCUCUUAACUGAAAUGUGGCAUUAUUUGGCAAAAGAUUUCAUGGUAUUCAGAACAAUAAAAAAUAGCACAAGGUAAUGGAAUAUUUUUUUUUAAAAGUUAGAUGGUAAAGAUAGAAAUCUUGUUGGAUCAUGCCUUUCCAUUCAGAAAUGUACUAGAUAUAAAAAGUAGCCUGAAAAUUUAAAAAACUAAUCUACUUAUGAUCAAGCAGUGUAUCAGACAUAUACAAAAAAUACUACUUUGGUGUUUUUAAUCUAUUACAUAAAUGCAAUGAAAUUUUGGUUUUGAUCAAACAAUAAGAAAAUGAGGCACUAAGUUUGUUUUUUUUAAAAAGAGAUUUCAAGAAUAUACAUAGUUUGUUUGAAAUCCCUAAAAAAAAACUGACCUCAACAAACUUUAAACAUGAUAGUAACCUUUGUCACAAAUGACUAAUUAGUAAAAAAAAAAUAACAUCAUAGGUAAAUAUACUCAAAGGCAGCAGAAUAAUUAGUGUACUAGUAUACAAAACACUAGACAUAGUAAAUAUAAAAAUGUAGAAAUAAAACCAUGUAAAAAACACAUUUCUUGUUCCUGCAGAUUAAGUCAAAUGCAUAUAAAACCUUUUCAAGUGCCAUCAAAUGUAAUGGUUUUCCUAAAUCAGACACUCUUUCUCUAGUGCUAUUAGAGCAUGGAAUGGGUUGCCUGAGCUAGCCAGGAAAGCCAGUGACUUAGCAGAAUUUAUGUCAUUGGUUAAUAUGCAUGACUAAAUGCAUAUAAUAUUUUAAAAUGGCAUUGUGUAAUAUUUGGUUAUUGAUAGAAUGUUGAUCUGGGAAUGUCAAAUGUUACUUGGAUUUAGAAACCUUGCCUGAUCCAAUUUUUUGUUUUUUGUAAAAAAAAAAUUCUCGUUAUAUAUUAAUCAGUUUUAUAGAAUGUACUUAAUGAUAUAAAAUUAAAAUAUCUUAAAUAAGUGAUGUACAACUUAAUUAAGUUAUUUUUGUUGUGUAAUAAUUGGUUAUUGAUAUAUUGUUGAUCUGGGAAUGUUGAAUGCUACUUGGAUUUGCAAACCUUGCCUGAUCCAAUUUUUUGUUGUUUUUUUUAAAUUUCUUGUUAUAUAUUAAUCAGUUUUACAGAAUGUACUUAAUAAAAUAAAAUGAAAUAAAAAUAUCUUAAAUAAGUGAUAUACAAGUUAUUUUAAAAUAUAACUUUCUGUAAUUGUAUGUUUUAAAUAGUUUUUAAUACUGCUAUUUAUAAAGCUACUUAUUAAUUAAUAACUCUGGACAGCUGAACUGACCAGAUUAUUUUUGCUUAUCUAAUGAAAUGGACAAACAUUGCUUACAAGCUGUUCUGAUGAAGUUACUUGCUAUUCCACUGGAAAUGCUAGCUUGAAACUAUUUUAACAAUGUUCAUUUAACUUGCAGAGAUAAUUGUAACUUACAUAGUUUGCUUAAUACAAAGGUCUACAAAGAUUUUCUAAGGAGAAAACUUAAAAUUGUUCAUAUUUUCACUGUUGAUUCAAUCUUUAAUAAAAUUGAGAAAAUCAAA
Molecule: messenger RNA, 5956 nt
Organism: Biomphalaria glabrata
Lineage: Eukaryota; Metazoa; Mollusca; Gastropoda; Planorbidae
Product: glucokinase regulatory protein-like
Exons: 19
Coding region: 463-2175 (570 amino acids)
Biological process (GO): glucose homeostasis; negative regulation of glucokinase activity; response to fructose
Cellular component (GO): nucleoplasm; cytosol; mitochondrion
Molecular function (GO): fructose-6-phosphate binding; carbohydrate binding; enzyme inhibitor activity
Source: RefSeq, a predicted model, not a curated record